AUGGCUCUCCCGUGUCGGUUUGCGGCGCGCAGCUGCGCUCGCCAGUUGCGAUCAGCCACCUCUCCCCGAUCCUCCGCACAAAUGCUCCGAGCGUCAUGCACAACGAGACGGUACAACUCAACAGAGGCCGCCGCCGCAAACCCCAAGAUCGACGACAUUGUCGACCAGAUCAGCAAGCUGACGCUGCUGGAGACUGCCGAUUUGGUCUCAAGCCUAAAAAGCAAGCUGAACAUUCCCGAUAUGCCCAUUGGCGGCUUUGCUGCCGCUCCCGCUGCCGCCCCCGCCGCUGCUGUUGAGGAAGCCGAGGAGGCCCCUGCUGCCCCUGCCGAGAAGACUCUCUUCACCCUGAAACUGCAGUCAUUUGAUGCCGCCGCCAAGGCCAAGGUCAUCAAGGAGAUCAAGGGCCUGCUGGGCUUGAGUUUGGUCGACAGCAAGAAGUUUGUCGAGAGCGCGCCGAAGAUGAUGAAGGAGAAUGUGCCCAAGGAGGAGGCCGAGAAGAUCAUUGCCACCUUGAAGGAGCUUGGUGCCGUGGUCGGAAUGGAGUAA
This is a messenger RNA of Trichoderma gamsii, 546 nucleotides long. RefSeq lists its product as hypothetical. Gene Ontology annotation, cellular component: ribosome. Bases 1 to 546 code for a protein of 181 amino acids. Gene Ontology annotation, biological process: translation. The transcript is spliced from 2 exons. The record is from RefSeq and is a predicted model, not a curated record. Gene Ontology annotation, molecular function: structural constituent of ribosome. Lineage: Eukaryota; Fungi; Ascomycota; Sordariomycetes; Hypocreales; Hypocreaceae.